AUGCCGUCCCAACUAGGCUGGAUCUGGCCCAAAGAUCCACGCCCCGGCAACCCACAACAUUGGCCACGCCGUUGGCGCUUCUUUGACGUCCUCACAAAUAAAGGGCCAGACAUCUACGUGGGCCGAAUCGACCAGCCCAAAACCAAGACCAGAAAGUCAACCUCUAAACGGUCCGGGCCCACAACACAAGAAUGGUCCCGGUGGGGGAAGAGCCCUUCCGACCCUGACUCAGGUUACAGUCCGUUCCCUUGGGCGCGGCGGCCUGCGGGGGAGCGCUAUGAUUUCCGCACAAGGAAGUACCAUGUCCCGGACCGUGGAACGUGGAGUGCUGUUCAGUAUUGCAAUGGAGGAAAGUCUCGGAGGGGGGAAUGGGUCGGGAAGGAGGAGGUGCAUUGUGUGCCGAUGCGAUAUUGGGAUCGGAAUGGGUAUGAGUAUCCGGCGGAAUUUUGGCAUGAUGCUAUCUAUGGGAGGCAUAGAAGUUGA
Penicillium vulpinum is the source of this 483-nucleotide messenger RNA. RefSeq lists its product as uncharacterized. NCBI's taxonomy places the organism in Eukaryota, Fungi, Ascomycota, Eurotiomycetes, Eurotiales, Aspergillaceae. Bases 1 to 483 code for a protein of 160 amino acids. The record is from RefSeq and is a predicted model, not a curated record. The transcript has a single exon.